Molecule: messenger RNA, 2680 nt
Organism: Sarcophilus harrisii (Tasmanian devil)
Lineage: Eukaryota; Metazoa; Chordata; Mammalia; Dasyuromorphia; Dasyuridae
Product: zinc finger protein 260-like
Exons: 1
Coding region: 196-1956 (586 amino acids)
Biological process (GO): negative regulation of transcription by RNA polymerase II
Molecular function (GO): DNA-binding transcription repressor activity, RNA polymerase II-specific
Source: RefSeq, a predicted model, not a curated record
CUACCUUUUGGCACCCAACGUGGGCCUCUGGAAAGCGUAGUAUAUUUUGUUACCCCACUUUGGGGGCUCAAGAAAGCACACUGUGUUUGGUGCCCAAGUGAGGCCUUAGACUCAGCAGCUCAACUAACAGGAUUGUCGAGUUCAGUCAAGAAGUCUCUGUGACUUGUAAAGACUCUGCUCAUCCCCAGGCAGCAGAUGGAGCCCAAGGAGGGUGUGACUUCUGGCUUUCCCAUGGCCCCCAUUCAGGAACCAGUGACCUUCUGGGACGUGGCUGUGGACUUCACCUGGGAGGAGUGGAGGAUCCUGGAGCCUGCCCAGAGGGCCCUGCACAGGAACGUGAUGCUGGAGAACUACCAGAACCUGCUCUCUGUGGGGAUUCCUGUUUCCAGACUGGAUCUGAUCUCUGUGUUGAAGAAGCAAGAAGGAGCCUCGAGUCCAAAAAGCAGUGAUUCCAGUGGAUCUCAUGAAGAUUUCUUUACUGAAGACACUGGAUUUGAAGUCAAGAAUAUAAACACGAUGCAGAGCGUUUGCCUGAGAACAUCCUCUGAGAAGAGGCUCCCAAAGGGCAUGGCCUGGCAUUGCAAUAUGAAUGAAGCCCGGGAAUAUGAUAUGAAUUUAGAAAAACAGAAGAGACCCUCCAGAGAAGUGACCAUUCCCAGAAAGACUUUGAAUAAUGGGACUGUGCCUCAGGGUAUGGCAUCUGGAAAGAGCUUCAGCCUUGGGCCAAUCUGUGUUGCACUGGGGAAGGAAGCCAUGGAGAAAAGUCUAGAUAAAUAUCAAACAGUUGGAAAGAGCUUGAGGGGUUUUUCGAGCCUAAUUACAUAUAACACAUUUUUUUUAGAGAAGGACUUUUCUAAGUACAGCAAAGGCAAGAAACCUUGCACGGAUCACUCAGGAUUAUUUGGGUCUCAUAGAAUAGAUUCUAGAGAAAAUCUCCAUGAACAGAAUGAAUAUGGGAAAGUAUUUAGAAGAUCAAAUCUUACUGAAAAUCAGAGAAGUCCAGCAGGAGACAAUCAUGAGUAUGGAAAAGGCAAUUUCCACAAAGGAAGCUUGACUGAACUUAAGAAAAAUCAUGCUGAAUUGAAAUCCUUUAAAUGUGAUGAAUGUGGUAAAGCCUGUAGUAGGAGGGAACACCUCAUUGCACAUCAGAGAACUCAUACUGGUGAGAAACCUUUUAUUUGUAAUGAAUGUGGAAAAAGCUUCUUCUAUAAGGGAAACCUGAAGGCUCAUCAUAAAAUUCAUAUGGGGGGGAACCAUCAGAGAACUCCUACUGCAUGUAAUAUAUGUGGGAAAGCCUUCACCACUCUGAGAUACCUCCUUUGUCAUCAAAGAAUUCAUACUGGAGAGAAACCCUUUGAAUGUAAGGAAUGUGGAAAAGCCUUCAGCCAUCGAGGAUCCCUUACAGUACAUCAGAGAACCCACACUGGAGAGAAACCCUUUGUGUGUAAGGAAUGUGGGAAAGGUUUUAGUCAGAGGCACAGUCUCACUAUUCAUCAGAGAGUUCAUUCUGGGGACAAACCCUUUGUAUGUAAUGAAUGUGGAAAAGGCUUCAACCAGAAACGAUAUCUCAUUUGUCAUGAAAGAAUUCAUACUGGAGAGAGACCCUUUGAAUGUAACGAAUGUGGAAAAGUCUUCAGCCAUCGAGGAUGCCUUACUGUACAUGAGAGGACUCACACUGGAGAGAAACCCUUUGUGUGUAAUGAGUGUGGAAAAGGCUUUAGUAGGAGGUGUAUCCUUAUUACUCAUCAGAAAAUUCAUAGUGGAGAAAAACCCUUUGAAUGUAAGGAAUGUGGAAAAGCCUUCAGCCAGAAAGGAUGCCUUACUAUACAUGAGAGAAUUCACACUGGAGAGAAACCUUUUGUAUGUAAUGAGUGUGAGAAAGGCUUUAGUAGGAGGUCUAGUCUCAUUACUCACCAGAAAAUUCAUACUAAAGAGAAACAGAAUUUGUUGAAAUAGAGAGAUUUCAAACAUGAACUACUCCUUCACUGUCAACAGAGAAUUCAUAUGAUUCUGGCAAGUCAGUAGGAGAAACAACUAUCUUUUCUAAAAUAAUUCAUUGUGGCUCUUUUUGGUUAACAUGCCACCUGUACUUCUCAACCUGGGCCUUUUUCUUCCCCUCCAAAUCCAAUCCAUGAAAAAACUGACAUUGUAUGUAUUGUUUCACACUGAGUCCACCAUACUUGUAAAGAAGAGGGGAUGGAGUACCAUGAUCUUCCCUCAGAAUUUGAUUUGGUUUUUAUAAGUUCUUUAGUCUGAUUUAUAAUGUAUUGAUGUAUUUCAAAAGUGUAAUUGAUGUAUGUAAUAUAUUGAGGUACUUAAUGUAUUGAUAUAUUUAAGGUAUUGAUGUACUUAAUAAAUGAUAUUCUAUUUAUCAUUUUUAAAAAAUUAUUUUAGUAUAUGGUUUUUGAGCAAUAAUUUAUCCUUUUGGUGCCUGCUUUAGUUGUAUGCCAGAAAUUUUGGAAUAUUGACUCACUUUUACCAUUGUCUUUGAAGCUGUUCCUGUUUCUACAAUCUGUCCCUUGACUGACAUAUUUAACAUUUCACUAUUUCAGUUACCAUUUAAAACUAACUUUUGCAGUGCUAUCUGAAUUGAUUAUUAUUUAAGUUAUAUUAUCAUCUGUAAAGGAAGACAUUAGCAUUUAUCAUAUAUAUAUUUAAUUCCCUUUUAAAAAAUAAACUC